AUGGGUAAUCGUAACGACCAAGAAAGUGUUCUUACAGUAGAUGUAUUCACAAAUGAAAAUAAGAACUGGGCCAAAGAAGAUGAUAAUGUCAUGAAUGUUGGUCACAGCAUAGCACAGUGUUUAACUUCCUAUAAUGAUGAACUUUUUACUGAGGUUCAAACAAUAACUGCAGAUUUUAAGAAAAAUGGGACAAACGAAAAUGUAAUUAUUUUGAGCAAUAAUCUUAUUGAUAAUACCAUGCAAAAUACUAUGCAUAAUAAUAUAACUGAAAAUGAAGGCAUGGAUUCUUUAGAAAUUUCUUCCUACAGUACAGAAGAAACCGACAUAAUCAAAGAUCAACAAGAGCACCCUGCUAUAAACCUAAUAAAAAUCGCCCACCAAAAUGUUUUAAAGCAAGUUAAUAAAAUGAUUGAAAAAUCAAAUAAAAAACUAGAAUCAUUAACUAUUAGAGAUAAUGUUCUACUAGGUAUUAGCGAAUUCGAUAGAAGAAGAGGUGAUCCAGCAAAUCUUAUUGGAGUAUUUAUGGCAGAAAAAGAGGGAAAAUUUAGAAUAGGUACAAAACAUGGCAUUGUUGAUACCUGGCUGGAAAGAAACUCACUUCAGUCGACAAAAUUUAAAAAGCUAAAAUUAAAUGACGUACCUGAUUAUGAAACUAAUGUUCGAAUGCUUGUUCGCAAAGAUUCAAUCGGUUACGGUCAAGGUUACAAAAGAUGUAAUUGCACUAAAAUAUGCAGAUCAAAGAGGUAUGAAAUUGUGGAUGAAGAACAAAGGCAGACUGGAAAUAAUAUUGGAGACAAAGACGGUGAUGGUCUUGAAGAUUUCGAAGAUCUACUAGAAUCAGGAAGUGAAUCGUUUUCAAAAGAAAAAGAAAAAGAAAAAGGGUCCUCUCAUUCUAAACAUAGAACACCGCUGUCUCCAUGGAAGGGUCGGAAAAGAUCAGAUAAGGACAUUACUCGGUUGAAUCCAAAGAGACCUAUGAUCAGUUGA
This is a messenger RNA of Psylliodes chrysocephalus, 987 nucleotides long. Lineage: Eukaryota; Metazoa; Arthropoda; Insecta; Coleoptera; Chrysomelidae. The record is from the annotation of a GenBank genome assembly.